Molecule: messenger RNA, 6333 nt
Organism: Lytechinus variegatus (green sea urchin)
Lineage: Eukaryota; Metazoa; Echinodermata; Echinoidea; Temnopleuroida; Toxopneustidae
Product: sodium leak channel non-selective protein-like
Exons: 39
Coding region: 223-5532 (1769 amino acids)
Biological process (GO): transmembrane transport; monoatomic ion transport
Cellular component (GO): membrane
Molecular function (GO): monoatomic cation channel activity
Source: RefSeq, a predicted model, not a curated record
GGCGACAUAAUGGCAACUUACUGACGACUGACUCGGAGAGAUUCCUCUCUUCGGAGAGAUUCUGCAGCGUUUCUCACAAAAACAGGAUGAUCAUGUAAUAGACACAAAAGUGGCUGUACAUUAACACCAGAAGAGUGCCUACGUCUUCCGCAGUAGUCUGUAGUUGUACAGAAUUUGCAUUGAGGAGAGAAUUUGAUAGACUCUCCACCUGAGACUCUCACCAUGGUGCUGAAGAAAAGAAAACAGAGUACGACGCGACUUGGCGAUGACAUAGCCAUCGCCGACUAUGGUGCGGACGAAAACAUCACCGACAAUGCCAAGAUCCAAUGGGUGAAUCAGCCAUGGGUUCGGAAGCUGCUCAGAGGGGCUGCCAUGGUCAGUUUCAUCUCGCUCUGCUUUAACACGCCAAAGACAUUCGAGGUGAUGAGGUUCAUGGAGUACAUGACGCUCGUCGUUGACUCUGUCGUCACCCUCCUAUUCUUCGCAGAAAUGAUUGCCAAGAUGACCACCAGAGGAGUAAUCUUUGGGGAAAAUGCCUACCUUCGAGAUAACUGGGGACGAUUUGACACUUCUAUGGUCCUCUCAUUGUGGGUCUCUAUUCUGUUACAGAUCUGCCAAAUUGCUGGAAAGGUGGAGAAAUACACACCAUUAACCAUCCUCCGAGCCCCGAGGCCGUUCAUCAUGAUCAGAUCCUUCAGAGUUUAUCUCAAGUUCAAACUUCCCAAAGCUAGAGUCAAAUCAAUCUUCAAGCGAUCUGGUCAGCAGGUAUGGAGUGUCACCAUCUUCUUGGUGUUUUUCUUGGUGUUGUAUGGAAUGCUAGGAGUUCAGAUGUUUGGUGAUCUGUCAACACAUUGUGUCAACAUGGAAAUGUACAACCAAACUAUCAAGGAAAUGGACCACCAAAUUAAGGAAAUGGACAACCGAACUAAGGGAAUGGACAACCAAACCAGUUACAGUCCCGAGAGUACGAAUGUCAACUACCUAGCUAUUCCAGACACGCAUUGUAAUUUAGAGAAAGAGAUUGGUUCUCAGUGUCCAAACGGGAUGGUAUGCAGGAAUAUCAUACUGACUCCAGCUGUACAGGGAUACAAUAGCUUCAGACAUAUAGGUGUAAGCAUCUUCACAGUGUAUGAGAGUGCCUCUCUGGAAGGCUGGGUCUUUAUUAUGUAUAAAGUGACUGACAGUUUCCCAUCGUGGCGGGGCUACUUCUUCUUCAUCACGAUGAUCUUCUUCUUGGCCUGGCUUGUAAAGAAUGUUUUCAUAGCUGUUAUCAUCGAGACCUUUGCUGAGAUCAGGGUGCAGUUCCGGCAGAUGUGGACCAGAGGUGGCACUGCUCAGUCUUUUGAUUCAAAGGUUCUGCAAGACGACGGAACCUACACACCAUGGAAAUUGACCAUCGUGGAUGAAAAUAACAGCCGUGGUCCUGCCCCGAUGUGCUGCCAAAGGGUUUUGGAGUCCCGCUCUUGUCACUUCUUUAUCUUGGGUAUGGUGGCCGUUGAUGCUGUCCUAGCAUCAACCUACAACAUGUUUUACCAAGACAAUGAACCGCUCAAGACGAGGUAUCAUCAAGGACUCUACAUAGCACAGGUUGGAUUCACUCUUCUGUUUGAUGUGGAAGUGUUGUUUAAGGUAUGGUGUCUUGGUUUCCGUGGCUACUUCAAGCGAUCUCUCCACAAGUUUGAGCUCUGCCUCGCCAUCGGUAACUCCAUUCGCAUCAUGUAUCCUGAUAGACUCUACUCAUCACAGCUUGCUUAUUUUCAGGUUAUGCGCUGUUUCCGUCUUAUCAAGCUUUCACCGACUUUGGAAGACUUUAGCAGAAAGAUCUUUGGGCCAUUCAUCAAGUUGGGAACCCUGAUCCUGUUCACAAUGAGUUCACUUAUCUUAGUCUCGGUGAUUAGUCUACAACUCUUCUGCUACGUGGAAAAUCUCAAACAGUUUGAUACAUUCCCAAAUGCUUUCAUGUCCAUGUUCCAAAUCCUGACUCAAAAGGGUUGGGCUAUCGUCAUGUAUGAGUGUAUGCUGGCGGCAGACAACAACGCCUUGGCGCCUGUAAUAGCCGUCUACUUCAUUGCAUACCACCUCUUUGCCACUGUGAUUGUGCUCAGUUUGUUCGUUGCUGUCAUCUUGGACAACUUGGAGCUGGGAGAAGACUUCAAAGGAAUCAAGCAAAUGAAAGCGUCAGAACAGAAGACGGCAGACAAGGUCCUACCGCGGAGGCUCAGGGUCUUCCAAAAGUUCCCUGAUAAGCCUCAGAUGAUCAUGCUUUCCAAGAUUCCAUCAGAAUUUACAUUACCAAAGAUACGAGAUAGCUUCAUAAGACAGUUUGUAGAGACUGGCACGGACAUGGAACGCUUGCUGAAGAGAUCUGCCAACAGAGAGAGCAGUGGUACCCUAGCGCUGGCCCUACCCCCGGCCACCUACGCCUGCCCGACCUCGCCCCUGUACCUGAUGAGCAGACGACUACCGGCGUUUACUACACAGAUACAAGGAAAACUACAGAAGAAAACUGGUGUUAACUGUAUUGUCAGGGACUCUGCUCACCAGCGGGUGGUCAGCCUCGGUUUCAGCGCAGUCGGCGUACGAGGCCGAAUGCUGAGUGAAUACGGGAGCCGUGAUAGGCGCUUGCGGGCAUUGAGGGGAUCUAUACGGGGGCACAAGCCCAUGGAAUCUAUCAAAGACAACAGUGACAUCGCCAACAGGAAUGUAUCCUUCAACAUCAAGGUCAUCCAAGAGAGGAAGCAGCAAGCUGUACAGAAGAGGAAUGCUAAAGAGGAGGAUCUAAGAGAGAACCAUCCAUACUUUGAUAUGCCUCUCUUUGCUGUCGGACGGGAGAGCAAGCUCAGGAAAUUCUGUAUGGGAAUCGUCUAUGCGAGAUACAAUGCAACCCAUACUGAUGAGUCUGGAAUGGUCAUCAAGAGGAGAUAUCAGGAGAUCCAUGAUUUUGUUGCCAUGGUGACAUACAUGACGUGGUGUUCCAUCGUAGUUACCACGGCGACCUGUAUAUCUAUGAUGUACGAGAGUCCUGAUAACAGAGUCAUGGAUCACAAGGUUCUGCUCAUUGCAGAAUACAUCUUUGUCAUUUUCAUGGGAUCAGAAAUGAUCUUGAAGAUUCUAGCUGACGGUCUGUUCUUCACACCAAAAGCUCUGAUACGAGAUGUUGGAGGAUUCUUGGAUGUUUUCAUCUAUCUGAUCAGUCUCAUCUUUCUGUGUUGGAUGCCCAAGAAUGUCCAGCCUGCCUCUUUAGCUCACGUAUUUCUCGUACUGCGAUGCUGUCGCCCACUUCGCAUAUUCGCACUGGUGCCCCAUCUGAGGAAGCUGUUCUACGAGCUUCUGCGUAGCUUCAAAGAGAUUUUCCUUGUCUCUGUUCUCCUUCUUGCUCUUAUAUUUGUCUUCGCCAGCUACGGUGUGCAGAUCUUCGCAACAAGGCUGGCUAAGUGCAAUGACCCUACCAUUAAAAACGAGAGUGAAUGCGUAGGAGAAUUCCGGAUUCUUGUUAGCGUUGUAAAGACUCACAAACCAGAUUCGCCAGAAGAAGAAUUGCCUACUUUCUUGGUUCCAAGAGUGUGGGCCAACCCACGUAACUUCAACUUUGAUAACUUGGGCAGUGCUCUGUUAGCAUUGUUUGAAGUACUCUCUCUGGAAGGCUGGUUGGAAGUUCGAGACAUCAUCAUUAAUCAGACAAAUAUGUGGCAUACCUUCUACAUACACAUCUUUGUCUUCAUCGGUUGCAUGAUUGGACUCACUCUAUUUGUUGGUGUGGUCAUCUCAAACUACUUUGAAAACAAGGGAACCACUUUGCUGACUAUUGAUCAGAGAAGAUGGCAGGAUCUAAAGGGCAGACUUCAGCUUGCCCAACCACUCCAUCUCCCACCACGACCUGAUCAUUCUCGGUUCCGGGCCAAGCUGUAUGAUUUGUCGCAGCACAAGUACUUCAAGAGAUUCAUUGCAUUCUUGGUUCUAGUCAACUUCUUUCUCCUUUCAUCUAAGUGGGAGGAUACUAGGACAGCGAUGGUACUAGCCUACAUCUCGGUGGUCCUCACUCUGAUGUUUGUUCUUGAAGUCAUCUUGAAAUGCAUCUCCCUGAGUCCCAUCGGUUACUGGCACAGCAGACGGAAUAGAUACGAUCUGGUGGUGACGUUGAUGGGCGUGGUAUGGCUCAUUUUGCACUUCACUAAUAUGAACAAUAUGAGCUUUGCAUUUGGAGCAGCAACAGUUCUCUUCCGAUUCUUUACUAUCACUGGGAAACAUCCAACUCUGAAGAUGCUGAUGAUGACCAUCGUGGUAUCCUGUGUGAAGUCUUUCUUCAUCAUCGUCGGCCUGUUCCUACUGAUCACCUUCUAUGCAUUCCUGGGUGUUGUUCUCUUCGGCAAGGUCAAAUACGGAGAGCAUCUAGGCAGACAUGCUAACUUUGAGAGCGCCCCCAACGCGAUGGCCACACUAUUUAGGAUUGUCACUGGUGAAGACUGGAAUAAGAUCAUGCAUGACUGUAUGAUCAGUGAGCCGUUCUGCAGCAAGAAAGGGGAGAAUUACUGGGAGACUGACUGCGGCAACAGCAAGGCUUCCAUGGUGUACUUUUGUUCUUUCUAUGUCCUCAUAGCUUACAUUGUUAUCAAUCUACUUGUCGGUAUCAUUAUGGAGAACUUUUCUCUAUUUUACUCAAACGAAGAAGAUGCAUUGCUGAGUUAUGCAGACAUCAAGAACUUUCAAAUCACAUGGAAUAUGGUCGAUAUACAUAGAAAGGGGGUGAUUCCAGUCAGCCGGGUCAAGUUUGUGCUUCGUCUGCUGCGAGGGCGUCUUGAAGUGGACAUGGAGAAGGACCACCUCCUGUACAAACACAUGUGCUGUGAGAUAGAGAAGAUGAGAAACGGGCAGGAUGUUACCUUUCACGAUGUCCUCAGUAUGCUGUCUUACCGGUCUGUGGACAUCAGGAAAUCACUGCAGCUAGAUGAACUCUUGGCCAGAGAGGAAUUGGAAUAUAACAUUGAAGAGGAAGUCGCCAAGGAGACGAUACGCAACUGGCUGGAUAAAUGCCUCAUCAGAAUGAGAGCUCAGAAAGAGAAGAGUCACCAUUCAUCAUACAGCAAUCCAUUCUACGGGGGCGAGAAACCGGAGAGACUGGUAGUACCCCCAGCUUUCAUUACCACUCCAAGUCCGCCUAAAGAAGAUAGCAACAAGAACAAGGAAGAAACACCAGUCUUAGACAACAUCAUUCCAAUCCCUGAAACAAAUAAAGAUCCGACAAAGCCUGAGCACGGUGCUCCCAGCUCACCCGGUCACAAGCUUCUGGUGCCAACACUGUCUGAGGGUAACGUCAAACCUGAUGGUGAAGACAGCGCUAGCCUCAGACCUAGAAGAUCAAACAGGAGAUACCAGACAGGUUCAUCAUCAAGUUCUACCAGUGUGACCCCAGUGAGCAGUACUAGCAGUGCUCCAGUGUACCCCAGAAACACCACUGCUCCAACUGCUACUAAAGAGGUCCAGGAUUGGUGGAAGGAACAACUUCACUAUGACAGUGGUUCAGAAGAAGACUGAUUAUAUUACAGAACUUUAUUCCCUUUCCUGACUGCUUUAUCAAGUUCUGCCAGUUUGACCCCAGUAAGUAGUAAAAGCAGUGCUCCAGUGUACCCCAGAGGCACCCCUCCCCCAAGCGCUACUAAAGAGGUCCAGGAUUGGUGGAAGGAACAACUUCACUAUGACAGUGGUUCAGAAGAAGACUGAUUAUAUUACAGAACUUUAUUCUCUUUCCUGACUGCUUUACCAAGUUGUGCCAGUAUGAACCCAGUAAGUAGUGCAAGCAGUGCUCCAGUGUACCCCAGAAACACCACUGCUUCAACCUCUUACUAAAGAGAUCCAGGAUUCCAGGAUUAGUGGAGGGAACGACUUCACUCUGUUUCAUAGUGGUUCAGAAGAAGUCUGAUGAUACUAUAGAGCUUUAUUCCUUUCCUGACUGCUUUGUCAAGUUGUACCAGUUUGAUCCCAGCGAGUAGUGCAGGCAGUGCUCCAGUAUACCCCAGAGGCACCACUCCCCUAAGCACUACUAAAGACAUCCAGGAUUGGCGAAAGGAACAGCUUCACCAUGACAGUGGCUCAGAAGAAGUCUGAUGAACUAAUGCACUUUAUUCCCUUUCCUGACUACUUUGUCAAUUUCUACUAGUUUAAUCCCAGUAAGUAGUACUAGCAGUGCUCCAGGGUAUCCCACAAACACCACUGCUCCAACUGCUAAUAAAGAAGUCCAGGGCGCCGUCUUACAAAAAAGUGAUGAUUGAUCUGAUCAAUCGUAACUAUGGAAAGCCAGCAACGUCAGCAUCUUGCAAAUGCAUGUUUGUUCAAAAU